CUCUCUCUCUCACACACACACACACACACUAAAGUACUGUCACAUCUAGUGACUGCAGUGGAGUGUUUGUGUGGUCGGUCAUCGCAGUAAUGUCGCUACGUGGACAGCAAGUGUUCCUGAGAGCGGACGACACACCUGCUGUCUUACACUCCCUACAGUGCUGAGUGUGUAUCAGACCUCCCGAGAGAUCCAAUGCAACGACACGGUCACGUCAGAGACACACGCCAUGACGCAGUACAGGAUGCACUGCUGCAGUUGGCCUCCAUUGUCGACUUCAACAGUCUUCAGGCGACCAUCAAAGACGUGCUGCGAGCUGUCCUGCCAAAUGUGGAGUGUGUGUUCGUGUAUCUGUUGGAGGCAGAGUCUCGACUGCGAUGUGAACAUCCGCCCCACGAGGUCCCAGCAGAGGGCAAGCUCAGAGACGCAGUUAACCAGCGCAAGAGAGUCCAGUGUGCUGGUUUACCGCCAUCAGAACUUCAAGAGAAACACAUGAGCGCGCUGACCGCCCCGCUAGUGCCGGAUAAACGAGUGCUCAUCAUGCCGUUAGUUGACUGUGAUGAGGGGGUGGUUAUAUCUCUGAUUUUGCUGUGCUGUAAAAUGCUGACAGAACAAGACGAAAAAAACCUGUCUAUUUUGGAAAAACACCUGACCGUAGCAUGUAAGCGAGUGAGAGAAGUGCAGAGAUGCCCCAAAUGGACAAACGCUCAUUCCCACAAUGCACCAUUGGAGCCGAAGCCCAGAUCACAACCUGAAGACUACAGAGAACUCGACCGCAAGAUACUACAGCUGUGUGGUGAGCUGUACGAUUUGGAUGCCGCAUCAUUGCAGUUAAAAGUCAUUAACUAUUUACAGACAGAAACUCAGUCUCAGUGCUGCUGUUUACUACUCGUGUCUGAAGAUAAUCAUCAACUCUUCUGUCAGGUUGUUGGUGAUAAAGUUUUAGAAGAAGAAAUCAGUUUUCCACUCAUGUUCGGGCGGUUCGGGCAGGUGGUUGAGACAAAGAAAUCUAUUACACUACAGGACGUGAGUCAGGAGGAACGUGGUUUAUUGAGCAGUUUGUUGGGGUUUAAGCCGAACUCAAUGCUGUGUGUGCCUGUUAUCAGUCAAGCCACUGGACAGGUGGUGGCGCUAGCGUGCACUUUCAACAAGCUGGGAGGAGAGAGGUACACGGAGGCCGAUGAACAUGUGAUUCAACACUGUUUCUGUUACACGUCGACGGUUCUCACCAGCACACUCGCCUUUCAGAAAGAACAGAAGCUCAAGUUUGAGUGUCAGGCUCUGCUGCAAGUGGCUAAAAACCUCUUUACACACCUGGACGACGUGUCUGUAUUAUUGCAGGAAAUCAUCGUAGAAGCCCGAAACCUGAGUAACGCUGAGAUUUGUUCUGUGUUCCUGUUGGAUCGAGUCAGUCAUGAACUUGUGGCCAAAGUGUUUGAUGGAGGAGUCGUGAACGAUGACGAGAAAGAGUUUCGUAUCCCGGCAGAUCAGGGCAUCGCUGGGCACGUCGCCACCACUGGGAAAAUUCUCAACAUCAAGGACGCAUAUUCUCACCCUCUGUUUUACCGCGGUGUGGACGACAGCACGGGCUUCCGAACACGCAACAUCCUCUGCUUCCCCAUUAAAGACGAGAACGGAGAGGUGAUCGGAGUUGCUGAGCUGGUGAACAAAACUAACGGGCCGUGGUUUAAUCGUUUCGAUGAAGAUCUGGCGACGGCGUUCUCCAUCUACUGCGGCAUCAGUAUCGCUCAUUCUCUCCUGUAUAAGAAGGUUCAUGAGGCUCAGUUCCGCAGUCAUCUGGCCAAUGAGAUGAUGAUGUAUCAUAUGAAGGUGUCAGAGGAAGAGGUCAAUAAACUGCUGAAUAACAGCAUCGAGCCGGUCCAGAAAAUCCACCCGAGCUUCGCUGAGUUCACCUACACUCCCAGAUCGCUUCCUGACGACAGCACGCCUAUGGGAGUUCUGAGUAUGUUUGAAGACAUGGGCUUCAUAAACACAUAUAAGAUCGACCUUCACACACUGGCCAGGUUUUGUCUGAUGGUGAAGAAGGGCUACAGAGAUCCACCGUAUCACAACUGGACGCACGCUUUCUCAGUCUCACACUUCUGCUACCUGCUUUACAAAAACCUUCAACUAUCCAACUACCUCGAAGAUAUAGAGAUUCUGGCGCUCUUUGUGUCCUGUAUGUGUCACGAUUUGGACCAUCGAGGAACCACAAACUCCUUUCAGGUCGCAUCACAAUCGGUCCUGGCGGGCCUGUACAGUUCAGAGGGAUCUGUGAUGGAGAGACAUCACUUUGCUCAGGCCAUCGCUAUACUCAACACACACGGCUGUAACAUCUUUGAGAAAUUCUCUAGAAAGGACUAUCAGAGAAUGUUGGAUCUGAUUCGAGACAUCAUACUGGCCACAGAUUUGGCGCAUCACCUGAGAAUUUUCAAAGACCUGCAGAAAAUGGCUGAUGCUGGUUAUAACCCCAGGAGUCAAACUCAUCGCAGUCUGCUGCUGUGCCUGCUCAUGACCUCCUGUGACCUCUCAGAUCAGACCAAGGGCUGGAAGACCACCAGAAAGAUUGCGGAGUUGAUUUACAAAGAGUUCUUCUCUCAGGGAGAUUUGGAGAAGGCGAUGGGAAACAGACCGAGUGAGAUGAUGGAUCGAGAAAAAGCGUACAUCCCUGAACUCCAGAUCAGCUUCAUGGAGCACAUCGCCAUGCCAAUAUACAAGCUCCUGCAGGAGAUUUUCCCGCGCUCGGCGGAACUGUACGAGCGAGUCGCCGCCAACCGCGAGCAGUGGGCCAAAGUUUCGCACAAGUUCACCAUCCGCGGGCUGCCGAGCAACAACUCGCUGGACUUCCUGGACGAGGAGUUUGAGCUGCUUCAGUCUCAAGGCGCGUUCGGAGACGAUUCGCACCGCAUGAACGGUUGCCUGGAUGACGACUGUCACAAACACGACCAAUGACAUCGCUAGGGCAAAGGUCAAGUGACAGAGUUCCACCUUGGUAAUAUUCGGUAUUUGCCGACAAUUCGUUAAGAAACGGUAGAUCACCUCUUUGAUGUCGCCGCUGAGACGGGUUUUGCGAGUCGUUGUUCUAAAGGACUAUUAAUGAUUGGUCGCUGUAGGUCAGGCGAGUAUAUGACAUCAUUUCUGACACUUAAAAUUGCCCAAUUAACUAUAAUAGUCAAACAUAUUUAUAAGAUAUCACCAUUCAAAUUUGACUAAACACCUAAACUACUAAUUAUACUCAAAAAGAUCAUAGAUAUUAAACAAUUAAAAAGUUGGCAUUGUUGAACAUUAACAAAUCUAAAUAAAUCUAUCUUUAGAAAACCUACAUUUCCCCCCUUUAAUCCUUUGUUUUUGAAUUAUUGUAAAAGCAAGCCAAACCUUGUGUUAGUACUGCUUGGAUAAAUCAAGCCACUAUUUUCUUUCUUUAAAUGUAUUAAAACAAAUAAGUGGAACCAAUGUUGCCCCUCAGAUGUUCACACAGGAAGCCCCAAACAAUAAUUUAAUACUUCACGCAAGCAAAACCGCAGCGGCCGUCCAGAGGGGUUACAACAUGAGCGACGACAGGCGUGAAAACACGCGGCUCCCUGGAGACAUUUGAUCCAUAACUAGAAACUUUGAUGGCGUGUACAUACAGUUUAGUGUUUAAAGGGCUACAGGGGCCCGCAGAGGACAUUUUCAGUCUCAGGAUGGUGGAAUGUGCGUGACAAAUGGAUUUUGCCUUACAAAUGUUUUCGUUGCCUUCCUGAGUGAACUUUAAAACAGAUAUACUGUAUGUAUAUAAAAAAAUAAUUCAGCCUAUCUAUGUACAGUUCUAAAGCUUACAUGGAUGUAUAGAAAUAUCUAUUUCCUGUGUAUAAAUGUGUGUUUGCACAGGUGUGACUGUGUGUGCAUUUGCCAAAAUCUGCUACGGAAUAGAAGACAAAGAGAGACAUUUCUGUUUUAUGAAAAAUUCGAGUUUUUCACAUGGGUUACCAACAUUAUUACCACAUAAUUCAUGAGAAGCUUAACCUGCAGCGGGAGAUUUAAUCUCACAAAAAAAUGUCAAGGUCAAUUUUGACCUAAACAAUAAUAAUAAUAAUAAUA
Molecule: messenger RNA, 4077 nt
Organism: Myxocyprinus asiaticus (Chinese sucker)
Lineage: Eukaryota; Metazoa; Chordata; Actinopteri; Cypriniformes; Catostomidae
Product: cGMP-dependent 3',5'-cyclic phosphodiesterase-like
Exons: 31
Coding region: 193-2949 (918 amino acids)
Biological process (GO): positive regulation of gene expression; regulation of mitochondrion organization; negative regulation of receptor guanylyl cyclase signaling pathway
Cellular component (GO): cytosol; perinuclear region of cytoplasm; nucleus
Molecular function (GO): 3',5'-cyclic-AMP phosphodiesterase activity; 3',5'-cyclic-GMP phosphodiesterase activity; protein homodimerization activity
Source: RefSeq, a predicted model, not a curated record